Paracoccidioides lutzii Pb01 is the source of this 1485-nucleotide messenger RNA. RefSeq lists its product as hypothetical. The record is from RefSeq and is a predicted model, not a curated record. Bases 1 to 1485 code for a protein of 494 amino acids. The transcript has 4 exons.
AUGAGAUUCUCAUGGGCUACGGGCCUUGUAUUCGUUUUAGCUGUGACGGAAACGACGGGUUCAAGGAACUGGUUUACCAAGGCUGAUAUCCCAUAUCCGACCCCAGCAGAUCGUAAGGAUCUUGAGGAACUCGUGAAAACUAAUUGGGAAUCGCACAUUCAGAUUCCUUUAUCACACACUGCGGAGCACGCGUCCGACACUCUGCAUAGUGCGAAAGAAUGGAUUUUUGACAGUUGGAGCGAUUCCCAACUGAAGGCCUUCCUAGAUAAGCAUGGGAUUCCUAGUCCUCAGCCGAAGAAGCGUGACACUCUCUUGGCUACCGUUCGAGAAAACUUCGAGACAGUUGCCAAAAAACUUGGACAGACCACAUUAUAUCCUGGGAACUGGCUUUACGAGCAAUGGUCGGAAUCAGACCUCAAGGGGUAUCUUGACAGUCAGGGAUACCACGUCCCCCAACCAUCAACUCGUGAUAAACUGAUUGCCACUGUGCGUCGUAAUGCACGUCUCGCCAGUCUAGAAGCUCAGCGAGUUGCCGUGGAGGCUUCUUCAUCGGCUAAGGCUGCGCAGCAAACACUAACGGAGGCGCUAUUUAAUUCCUGGUCGGACUCUGACUUCAAAAAGUUCUUCGACGAGCAUGGAAUCAAGGUUCCUCAAGGGUCAAAACGCAAUGAGCUUAUUGCCCUUGCACGCAAGCACCGCGCUUCCUUGAUCAGCAGCCCUGCAUCUUCUAUCUCUAGCGCAUAUGGUGCUGCCACUUCGAAAGCCGGAAAUGAAUUUGCUCGCGCGACAGAGGAUGCAGAGUUGAAGAUGGAAGACAUGUUCAAUUCAGCAAUCAAGCAAUGGUCUGACUCGCGCCUCAAGGCUUACUUGGAUGCACGGGGUGUGCCAGUUCCGCAAGGGACGAAACGAGAUGAACUUGUGGCCAAAGUGCGACUUCACAGACACAAAGCUAUGAAUGGAAGUUCGGUUUGGACAUUUGAUACCUGGAACAAGGAAAAUUUAGGAAAAUAUCUCUCUUCCCAACACCAAAAAAUGAUGAAAGAUGUUGGUUAUACACGCGAGGAACUCGUGAGAAAGGCACAGUCCGCAUUCGCACAAGCCUCAAAAACCAGUGGGGCGGAUUUUGCAAAGGUCACUCAAUACCUAGCAAAGCAGGCAGCGAAUGUCAAAGACGCCGCGUUCAAUACCUGGUCCCGGCACGAUUUGGAAAAGUAUCUCGAGUCAUAUGGAGUCAAGGAACAUAAAUCCUGGAAUAUGAACAGAUUGCGCGCUGAGGCUACGCGGAAUGCUGACUAUUUCCGCUAUGGAAUCCUCAAGCAGGAGCCGCAGCCAACACUCUUCUCCCGGUUGCAGAAUGGUCUGCAGUGGGCAUUUGAUCAAUUGAAAAUCGGCGCGUUGAGUGGAAGAAAGGAAGGGGAAAAGACUGCCGACACUUUCAAGAAGAAGAUUUCUCACACUGCUAGACGGGUGGCCGACGAGCUCUAA